This is a messenger RNA of Monopterus albus (swamp eel), 1748 nucleotides long. RefSeq names its product zDHHC palmitoyltransferase 16a (gene zdhhc16a). Bases 264 to 1430 code for a protein of 388 amino acids. Gene Ontology annotation, molecular function: palmitoyltransferase activity. The record is from RefSeq and is a predicted model, not a curated record. Lineage: Eukaryota; Metazoa; Chordata; Actinopteri; Synbranchiformes; Synbranchidae. The transcript is spliced from 12 exons.
UGGCGCAUGCGUACAAAUUCCGGACCGGGCUUCAGAUCAGUUAGCAGGUGAAGAAGGUCCCAGCUCCCGUUUUUUCUGUGGCAAGAAUCCUUUUUAUGUCUUGCUCUUGACCAUGUCGACGGGAGGGUUGGUUUCGGCAGUUUCCCUGCCUUUAUAAAACACAGAUACUCAGGCUUGGCUGUAGGCUACUCGAUGAAGUGUUAUUUCGCACAGAUUGAUAAAGUUAUAUGAACAACUCAGGUUGACUGGCUCUCAAAUGCAACAUGGUGUGCUCAUAUAGGAUGUGGUGGUGUCCCAGCUCUGUGCUCCACCUGUUGCGCUGUGUGCGGUUGCGGCCUUGUGCCAGGAGAGGAAGGAACAGGUGGCCUCUGGGGAUUAGGGAGAGAUGGGCUUAUAUGAAAUUGCUAGUACAGUCACUUUACUUUAACUCCCUCACGGACUCAGAUGUGGUCUUUGACUCAAUCUUCGAACCUGUGUUUUGGACUGUGGAUUAUAUCACCCGCUGGUUUGGCCUGGUGUUUGUUUGGCUGGUGGUGAUAUUGACCAGCUCCAUCCUGGGUAUAGCUUAUGUGGUCCUACUGCCUCUGAUCCUCACCACAUACUCUCCUGCAUGGAUUGCUUGGCACAUUUGUUAUGGACAUUGGAACAUCAUCAUGAUUGUUUUUCAUUACUACAAGGCUGCAAAGACCUCCCCUGGGUGUCCACCUAUGGAAAGAAACAGCACUCCAUUUGUGUCAGUCUGCAAAAAAUGCAUCAUUCCCAAACCAGCAAGAACACACCACUGUGGUAUCUGUAACAGAUGCAUUCUGAAAAUGGACCAUCAUUGUCCCUGGCUGAAUAACUGCGUGGGUCAUUUUAACCACCGUUACUUCUUCUCCUUCUGUCUCUUCAUGACCUUAGGCUGUGUCUACUGUAGCAUCAGUGGUAGAAACCUGUUCCUAGAUGCAUACAGUGAUCUUGGGAGGUUUAAGCAUUUGGAUAUGGAAAAGCCAGGGGUCCCAGUAACAGGGAUGGGACUUCUUAUAGGGCUUCUCCCCUCUGGUCAGACAAACUAUCAGACGCCUGCACCACCAUACUCCUUUAAGGAUAAGAUGAUUAAUAAGAGCAUCAUCUACAUGUGGGUGCUUACCAGCACAGUGGGACUGGCCCUGGGAGCUCUAACAAUUUGGCAUGCUGUUCUCAUAUCCAGAGGAGAAACCAGCAUAGAAAGACAUACUAACAGUAAAGAAAGAAAACGAUUGGAAAAAUGGGGACAGGUAUACAAAAAUCCUUUCAACUAUGGCAAGCUGAAUAACUGGAAAAUCUUCCUUGGGGUGGAGAAGAGAAGUCACUGGGUGACCCGUGUUCUCCUUCCCUCUGCACACACCCCACAUGGUAAUGGUUUGACGUGGAAUGUUUUUCCAUUUAAAAAGGACUUUCUGGCUGUAUGACAGACUAUGCCUUCUUCAGCACUCUUUUCUGUGUCCAACAAACUCUGGUCGUUUGAUACAACAGGUCUCUUCAGUUGUACAUCAACGUUUAAUAUCUCAAAAUAUUACUGGGGCUUCGCUCGUGUUAAGUGGUCUACAUUGUUUAGGACUGGAAAAGGCUAUGUGCCAUGGAUGGUUUGUGUUUUACUUACAAACUGCAACUGCUCUUACUUGACUCUUUGCAUUGUGGUAAUGAUGGGCUGUUAUUUUUACAAGCCACUUGUUCUGACUGAUAUGUCACUGGUCUAAGGUACCUGCAUAAAAUUUUUUUAAGCAAAA